AUGGAAGAUUCCCCUCCUGCUAUCCCGGCCAACGAUGAACCUAAAUAUGGUGGAUUUAGUCGCUUUGAGAUUGAGCUCGAGUUCGUCCAAGCCCUAGCGAAUCCCUCCUACCUAAACCACCUUGCGUCGCAAAAGCUCCUCAACGAACCUGCCUUUGUCGCCUACCUGUCCUAUCUGCGAUACUGGUCGCGCCCACCGUACAUCAAGUACCUGAACUACCCAGGUCCGACGCUGAAGCAUCUAGAGCUGCUACAGAAAGAACGCUUCCGCCAGGACAUCAUCAGUCCCGAGCUAGAGCAGGCUUUGAUUCAGGAGGGGGCCAAGGCGUCAGUAGACUGGCACAAGGGUGAUUAG
Molecule: messenger RNA, 354 nt
Organism: Annulohypoxylon maeteangense
Lineage: Eukaryota; Fungi; Ascomycota; Sordariomycetes; Xylariales; Hypoxylaceae
Product: SOH1-domain-containing protein
Exons: 2
Coding region: 1-354 (117 amino acids)
Biological process (GO): regulation of transcription by RNA polymerase II
Cellular component (GO): core mediator complex; mediator complex
Molecular function (GO): transcription coregulator activity
Source: RefSeq, a predicted model, not a curated record